Linnemannia hyalina is the source of this 1875-nucleotide messenger RNA. NCBI's taxonomy places the organism in Eukaryota, Fungi, Mortierellomycota, Mortierellomycetes, Mortierellales, Mortierellaceae. The record is from the annotation of a GenBank genome assembly.
AUGCCCUAUGACGCCGUUGACAACACAUAUACCCUGCACAGAGUGAUCAUGGCAUGCGCAGCGUUCACAAACCCCAAAGACGUCUGGAACUUCCGCUACCCUUCUCUCUUUCACGCGACAAUGGCCCAAGCGGAACAAAAUCUCACCAUGAUUAUCAAAUACACCUACUGGUCUGUACCGUCAGGACCGAAGGAUGACGACAACUCGCAUGACCACCGCCAGGACCGCAACGGCAGCAACGCGAUCAUGAUUCCAGGCAGUUUCUCGGAUCAUGUCAUUCAAAUCCUCGAAAAGGAAAUCCGGCCUUGCUUCGCCAAUGUCCAGGCGCACAAGGUUGCGCAGAGGGCACAGGCGACGAUUGAGAUACAUCAGGAGAAAUUGAGACUGCAGGACUACCAGCAGCAGCAGAAGGCAAUCGCGAUGGCGGAGAGAGCUAGUAGUGGUAGUAGUGGCAGUAGUAAGGAUGAUGGUACCAUCACUACUAUCGGAGGAGAAGACACAGACAAGGAUAUUACUCGCCAACAACAACACCAGAUGGAACAACAGGGUAAGAGCACCCGAUUCAAGAUUGCUCCCGUAGGAGACACACCGAACGACGAGAACGAAUUCUGGACGAGGAUGGAUAACAGAUCUGAGGAAGAUAACGACCCUACGCUGCCCAAGAGGUGGGACGUGGAUUUUCUGGAAGCCGUGCCGAUAGCGGAGUGGUGUGCUCAACAACCCAUUCAGGAUCGGGGUCGUAUUCUGGAAGUGUUUAUGGUGCUCGUGGGGCCUAUCUUGGCUUUGACCGAGACUGUUAGUUUCCGGUACCGAGUCAGAGGAUUGAAUCUGCUGAGUCGAUUUCUACUCCGUUACCAUAGCACCGACAACAACAGUAACAACGCGAUUGAUCAGCAGGGAGCGGGUAGGCCAAGACCUGCGGCAGAGUCAAGGAUAUGGAUCAAGAUCUUUGAGAGGACAGGGUUGGAUCAAGUUCUGGAACGGACGCUCACGCCGCUUUUGGCGCCUAUUCAGGCCAUGUUCUCACCCGCCCCCGGAGCAGAGGACUCUGGUGAUUCAGAGUAUUCUUUGGAGGUCUUGAAUGCCGCUUUUGGAGCCUACUUGACCUUGAUUCUCGUCAAUACUGAGCCAGGUGAUAAACCAACAUCGACCACAGACGACUCACACCACAUCCAACUUGGCCAACAAUCUUCAGGAACAGCACUCACGGUCGAGAACCUGUUCAUCCACGGACUCCUGGGAAGCUUCAAACGCGCCAGCCCGUCCAAGGAAUACCGAACCGUCAUUCUAGAAUGGGUUGCACGACUCGUACGCCCCGUCGUCCCACUUGAGUUCCUCCUCCAGGAUUCUUCGGACCCUUCACUUCGAAGUAGAUUCCAAGGAAUCUUUGGAAUGGGCUCCCUGACGAUCAAGUACCUCCCAACACUGAUCCCGUACCUCUGUCGCAUCCUCGAGUACCCUUUCCCUUCUUCCCCUCCAGAUGUCAGACUUGAGAGCUUGACGCUGGCUUGGAGGGCUUCUGAGGCUCUUUACCAGAUCAUGGAUGUCUCUCGCGCUAGAAUCCCAAGGAAUCGUGGACAGCUCCUGGCGACUAUUUGCAAAUGCUGGGCAAACUCACGGAUAUUCUCACUCGACUCAACAUCGUCUUCGUCUUCGUCGUCGUCGUCGUCAUCCAAGGAUGAACCGAUAAAGUCGCAAUUGGAGCAGGAACAGAUGCGCCUUGACGAAAGUCUCGUCAGAUCCAUGCGCCUCUGCAUUGAGAUCUGUCAACCCAAGAUCACGGACGACUCUCUUCCAAGCGGACUCGAGAAGGACUUGACGAUUCUGCGAGAACUCGAUCCUGCAGUUUUCGGUCCCCUCUUUGCCAGCUCUUGA